Molecule: messenger RNA, 1188 nt
Organism: Trichomonas vaginalis G3
Lineage: Eukaryota; Parabasalia; Trichomonadida; Trichomonadidae
Product: ATP binding
Exons: 1
Coding region: 1-1188 (395 amino acids)
Source: RefSeq, a predicted model, not a curated record
AUGUUAGAUAAGAAAGCAGAUAAGAACCAUACACAUGAUUUCUUCACAACUGUUGGUAUAGAAAGUAUUGAAGGAACGGUUGAAGAAACUGGUGGGGAUGCAUUAUAUUGUAAACCUCCUAACUUUCCACAAGGUUUAACAUCGGAUGACGACAUAACGACGAUGAGAAACAUUAGAUGUAAAGAUGUUUAUGUCAUGAAGGAUGAACAUAAUAUUAAAUUCACUGCUCAAGAUUUAUAUGAUAAGAAAGCUGACAAGAACCAUACACAUAAAUCCUUCACUACUGUUAGAGCAGACGACAUAAUAUUGAACUUUGACCUUGGUUCAAGUGCACCAUUAGAAAAUCCAAGUACAAGCGUAAAAGAUACUCUUAACAAUUUAGAUAAGAGUUGCAGGAAUACCGAAGAUCAUGCCAGAAACUUUGAAGCAUAUGAACUACCAGCAAUGUUAGAUAAGAAAGCAGACAAAACUUAUGUGGAUGCAGAACUAACAAAGAAAUUUUCGAAACCAGAUACAAUGACAUUUACAACAGAAAUUAUAAAUGGUGAACCAGCAACUCCAUUUGAAUUUGUUAGAGGUCUUCAACCAGAUACUUUUGAAUUUUUCUUGGAUAAUUCUAUUGAACUAACAUUACAUUAUAAAAGUGGAACAAAUGCAACAUUUCAUCCGGGAGAUACAUUCCAAAUGGUAUUUAAUGACAUAAGUUCUUUAGAAUAUGUUUAUAGAGUUAUGAGCAUAUAUGAUUUAAUAUAUCCUAUAGGAGCUGUUUAUACGUCUAUGAAUCCAAUAAAUCCAAACACUUUAUUUGGUGGUAGAUGGUAUGAAAUAGUUGACAGUUUUCCAUUCUACACUAAUACGCAGUCAAUGAAGAUGGGAGGUUCAAAGAAAAUAGGUAUUGAAAACCUUCCUUCACAUAUGCAUAGGUUCAGUGGAAGAACAUCUGUGGAAGGAAACCAUUCACAUUCAAUAACAAAAAGAGGUUAUAUAAAUCUUGCAGCGGGUUCGAAUAGACAGGGAAUGAACAGAUAUGAUAUCACAACUGACCCCAAAGAUGUUAGCACAGGUAUUUUCUGUGGAACUGCAGGAAAUCAUACACAUGUUGUAGCUGGUAUUACAGACCCAGCAGGUAAUGGAAAAGAUUAUAUGCCUCCUUAUAUAACAAUGCACGCUUGGAUACGAGUUGGUUAA